GCGUGGGCGCCGCCCGUCGAGCCCGGGCCGCGGGAGUGGGCGCAGGGCGCGCGGGGCCGCGCGACGCUCACCAGGUCGCUGCAGCAGCCCCUGCGGCUCCUGCUGGACCAGCAGCGGGAGGCCGCGGUCGCCGAGGAGGGCCCGGGCGAGGGCUCCGAGGACGACGGGGAGGAGGUCGGCGGCGAGCAGGACAGCCGCCGUCGUCUCGGCGGGCCCUCCUCCGACCAGCCCCCUGGGCGGCUCAGAGCCGCGCGCUCUGCUGCCGCUGCCCGCGUUGCUUCCCGUGCCAGAGCCUUGGCGCGCGGAGGCGCAGGCGGAGGUGCCGAUCCAGGUGGCGCCAGUGCUCAUCGCUCCGAGGAUCACCAUCACUGCUUUUGGGGAGGCGGGCGCCGCCUGCGCUGACGAGGCGAGCACCGUCGGCCUCUCGGCGCCGCGGAUCCUGGUCACCCCGAGCAGCGAGCAGGGCGGGCACUACGUAGACGAGGUGAAGCGGAGGCUCUCCGCCAUGGGCUCCCGGCGCGUGUCCGUGUCGGGCUUUGACAGCAUGCCCCUGACGCUCGGCGAUCUCGGCGUGGAGGGCAGGUUCUCGCGCAGGGGCAGCAUGGCCGCCGGCACGGAAGGGCAGCAUGGCCACCGCGGGAGCGUGACGGCGGCAAUGCGGCGCCGGGUGAGCGAGCUGGCCCAGGAUUCCGGCAUCGGCGCACCGCUCGCUGGCGCCAGCAUGGACAAGGACAGGUACCUCGUUGUGCAGGAGAACGCCCGCCGUGGCAGCAGCAGUGCCGCGGACGCCGGCACGGUGAUGGUGCGCGGCGGCAGGGCGCUGUACCGCGCGGCGAAUGAGUCCUGGUCGGACAAGAGGCACGCGCCCGAUGGCCUCGCCGUCCCUGGGGCGCCAGGGUCCCGCCGAGCCUCCGUAGCUGACAGCGCCGCCGGCUCGCCGUGGGGCGGACUGGCAAGGACCGUGGGCGAAGACGAGGACGGGAACCCGGUGAUCUUCGUGGACCUCACCCUGCGCGUCUCCCUCCACGGCUCCUGCGAGAUGGACCCGUCGCGGCGCGGCUCCUUCCAGGCCGGCCUCUUCGACAGGUACCUGGACGGCUCGCGGCGUGCGAGCUCGGUGGGCCUAGCCAGUGACGUCCAGCAGGCCCUGCAGCGCGGCCUGGCGGCGGAGCCGACGCCGGGCCGCGGCCCGCUCUUCGGCCGCCGCCCCUCGAACCUGGGCGUCGCGGGCGUGCCGCCUCUGGCGGGGUCCCGGCGAGGCUCGGGGGCGGCGCUGGCGGCGCCGGAGGAGUCGCUGGGCGCGGGGCCGCUGCUGGGCUACGGGGGUCCCGGGCUGCGACGCCCCAGCCUCGGCGCUGGUGCGGCCGGGGACCGCCGGGGGAGCCUGGGCAUCGCAGAGGGGCACCGGACCAGCCUGAUGGCGCCUGGCGUGGGGAACCGGCGCGCCAGCGUCGGCUCGCGGCGCGGGAGCGUCAUGAUUAUGCCGACGGUCUUGGACACGGGUGACCAGGACGAGGACGAGGAGGAGACGGUGGAACCGGUGGAUGCGGGUGGCAUCAAGUGGACCGUGCCAACGGUGGCGCUCAUGGAGGAAAGUGCGUCGGACAAGGAGGGCGGCACCGCCGACGACGAGGAGGCCGCGUCGGAGCACUGGGGCCCGGGGAAGAGCGACGGCGCCGGCAGCACCAGGGAGCAGCGCGGGCAGGGCUCCAGCGAGGGGAGCUCGUCCGAGGUGUGGGUGAACAAGAACGCCGGGACGGCCGAGAAGGAGUGCAGCGGCAGCGUCCUGACCAGCAGCGGCGGGGACAACGCCGACUCGGCGCAGGGUGACCCCGCUGCCGUCUCGAGGAGGUGGCCGACCGACGACCACGAGGCCGGCAAGCGCACCCUGUUCUCGCGCAUGCUCGGGGGGGCGCCCGAGGAGGAGGCAGACUCCGGCGUCCAGACGCCCGCGCCGUCGGAGGCCUCCUCCUCUGGCUUCGUGUCCCUCUGCGACGUGCCGUUCACCCGCGACAUCGACCUCGAGGCGCUCUCGCCCUGCGCGGGCUCGCCCACGGGCCGGGAGGGCCGGGAGGACGCCGCCGCGUUCCCCGACCUCGCGAGCAGCUCCGCCCUGCGCCGGCGCACCACCAUGGCCACCAGCGUGGCUGGAGGGCACGCCACGGGGGGUUACAAGCCGCUGUCGACGGUGUCGCACGGCGGGCGGGCGCGCAAGUACCCGAACACGCCGCUGUCCAUGGUGUGCCUCGAGGACCUGCCCUGCGGCGACUUCCUGCUGGUGGGCCUCGUCUUCGCGCCCACGCUCCUGAAGGUGAUCCCCCCGAAGCACCACGAGCCCGACGUGGGGGGCCGCUUCAACGCCCUGCCGAUCGACUCGCGGCGGUUCCUCCUGGCAGACGAGGCCUCGCACCAGAUCUGGCUGGUGAACUGCGCCGCGAAGACGCGCGCGCACGUGGCCGGCUGCGGCAAGCGGGGCUACCUCGACGGGCCGCUGGGGACGUGCCGCAUGCACUCGCCGUGCUCCCUGGCCCUGGACCCCCACACGCAUCACAUCUACGUCGCGGACAAGGGGAACCACGCCAUCCGCAGGCUGGACCUGCAGAGCGGGCUGGCGUCCACCGUGGCGGGCAGCGGCUGCCGGGGCAGCCGCGAUGGCUCCGACCGCCGCUGUCAGGCCCUCGACUCGCCCUUCGAGGUGUCGUUCGCGGCCCCGCACCACCUCGUCAUCUCGUGCGCCGACAAUUCCGUGCGCAGCCUUGACCUCAGGACGGGGCACCUGGACGGGGCACCUGGCCACGCUGCUGAUCGGAGCCUGAGGCGGCGCGGCGCGCGCGCGCGCGCCUCCGCUGCGGAGCCCGCGGCGCCGCCGAGUCCGCUGCCGACCGCCGAGGCCGCCGCCGAGGAGCCCGGCGAGAGAGCUGCGCGGAGCGAGCUCGGAGCCAGCCUGAGAGCUCUCCGUGUGCGUCUUAGAGCUGCGGCCGCGAG
This is a messenger RNA of Prorocentrum cordatum, 2985 nucleotides long. Lineage: Eukaryota; Dinophyceae; Prorocentrales; Prorocentraceae. The record is from the annotation of a GenBank genome assembly.